CGGUCGCGGGCAGCGCUGAACGACGCGGCCAUACUGGAUUUUUGAAUUUCGAAUUUCGAAUUCGAUGGUGUGCCGGUAGUGUUGUGAUUUUGAAUUUGGAAUUAUGGUGUGCAAAACAGCGCCGAUUGGGAGUCCGACGCACAGAGUGAGCGAGCAGGACGGGCAACAAGAAGUGGCUGACUAUGAAACUGCGCUGGAUUCUGCUGGGUACGGGCGCUUCAGCCGCGCAGCGCUCGGCGCUUGCGCGUGCGCGUUCUUCACGACGGGCGUCCAGAACUGCGUCAUGUCGUACGUGCUGCCAGCGGCCAAGUGCGAGCUGCAGCUAACUACCUACCUGGCGGGACUAGUCAAUAUGGCAUUCAUGUGCGGUGGCGUAGCCAGCGCGUUCUUCUGGGGCAUCGUGGGCGACGUGUUCGGCCGACGGAACACGCUUACAAUGACGCUGCUGCUGGAUGGCGUGCUGACGCUGGCCCAGAGCACUGUGGCGGAUUACCGGUGGUUGCUGGUGGCUAGAUCGGUUAAUGGUUUCUUAAUAGGUGGUCCAUCAACGCUAACGUUUACAUACAUGUCCGACCUGGUUGGGGAGAGGAGACGGCAGUUUUAUCUGACCAUAGUGGGCAUGAGUUUCGUCGGAGCUUGGCUGAUAUUACCAGCUAUAGCGUGGCUCAUCAUCCCAUUCAAGAUCGGCUACACCACCCUCCUGCCCAUCUACUCCUGGCGCCUCCUGCUGGUGGUCUGCAGCCUCCCAGGCUUCAUCGCCGGCAUCUGGACCUGGACUCUUCCUGAGAGCCCUAGGUUACUGUCUGAUACAAACAGAAGCGAUGAAGCUCUGAAGAUUCUGGCAAGGAUUCAUAAGAAGAACAGGGGGACAACGGAGUUUAAGGUGAAGAAGUUGAUCCAAGAUAACAUUUUCGUCGGCAAGUCGCUGGGUGAGGAAGAAAGCAGAACGAAGGCGCUCUUCAUCGGAGUCCUCAAGGACCUGAAGAUCUUCGUCUCCAAGAGCUACGCUGUCAAAUCCAGCCUUAUCCUCUUCGCGUUCUUCGCUAAUAUGGCUGCCGGUUUCGGCUUGAACCUCUGGAUCCCAGCACUACUCCUCCGUAUGCAAGGCCAAGAAUGUAAGGCGGUACCUCAGACCGCCAAGCUCUUCAGUUCAGCCAACAGCACUUGGAGUGAGAGGAAUACAAGCGUUGUCGACGUGGUCCAAUGCAGCGGCGAGAUCAGUGAUGACAUAUUCACCUCCGGCCUAAUCGUAGGCGCCUGCUGCGUUCUCGGCAACGCGUUCUGCGCGCUACUCGCCCGCAGCGGCGCGCGCGGCGUGCGCUACUCCGCGGCCGCAUGCGCGCUAGCAUGCGCGCUAGCGUGUGGCGUGCUAGCGGCGUGUGCGUGCGCGUGUGCUAGUAGUAGCAGGAUAGCGGUGGCGGCUGCGGCUGCGCUGAACGCGGCGUCGUUGAAUGGGAAUGUGCUGCUAAUUAGGCUACUGUUGCACGCAUUGCCGCCUAAAUUGAGUGGACUCGGAGUAUGCUGGGGCGCAUGGUGGGGCCGGGCGGGUGGUGUGGCCUCAAACCUGGCCGUUGGGGUCCUAUUAGACUUCUCUUGCCCAGCGCCUUUCAUUUCCGUCGCUGCACUGCUUGCUAUAUCAAUCGUGGCCAUAAUGCUGAUAAAAAUGGACGAACAGAAAGAAGAAAGAACUGAACCAGAAGCUGUUGAAAAGAGCACGGGACUGGACAGAUACAUAUCCACUCACAUGUAAAGGAAAAACGCAUCUAUUAGCUGGGAUUUAAAGUAGAUUUUCAAAGUGCCUUAUUAAGAUUAAGUUAUUUUUUGAGGAAGUUCAUAUUGUU
This is a messenger RNA of Cydia amplana, 1841 nucleotides long. Its product is annotated as synaptic vesicle glycoprotein 2B-like. Gene Ontology annotation, biological process: transmembrane transport. The coding region runs from base 104 to 1750 and encodes 548 amino acids. Gene Ontology annotation, molecular function: transmembrane transporter activity. The record is from RefSeq and is a predicted model, not a curated record. The transcript has 11 exons. Gene Ontology annotation, cellular component: membrane. NCBI's taxonomy places the organism in Eukaryota, Metazoa, Arthropoda, Insecta, Lepidoptera, Tortricidae.